GCCCCGGCACUGUGGGGAUGUCAGGUGGUGGUGGUGUCUGUGUAUUUUAUGUUUCUUUGGACUAUCUGGCCCCUUCAGCUCUCACCUCCUCCCAAUCUCCCCACCCUGAGUCGCCUCUAUCCCUCCAAUCAGUCUCCCUCACCCCUCCCAAUACCUUUCACACGCCCUUUCCGGUUUGGUGAUACUCCCCUCGAUCUACUUGAUUUCUGUUGAUGCCACUCUUGCUCCUGGAGUGUCUGUUGCUGGCAUGUGUAUGAUUGGGAAGUUCAACUGAAGUUGGCGUUGGUCCGCAGUCGUCAUUUUGAGACUAUUUGCAAUAUCUGAUGCCAUUUUGGAACAGAGGACAUCAUGAAGUUAAAGCAGCGUGUUGUUUUACUAGCUAUCCUUCUCGUUAUUUUUAUUUUCACUAAAGUGUUCCUGAUUGACAAUUCAGACUCAUCUGCAACUAAUCGAGAGGAUCAACAUUCUUUCCAGCGUAUGAUGGAUAAUCUUAAAAUUGAACUGAAUCCCAGUCUGGAGCACACUCUACAGUCACCAUGGGAAAUUGCAGCGCAGUGGGUUGUUCCCAGGGAGGUGUAUCCCGAAGAAACUCCAGAGCUUGGAGCCAUUUUACAUGCUAUGGCCACCAAAAAGAUAAUCAAGGCUGAUGUGGGCUACAAAGGAACCCAGCUGAAAGCUCUGCUUGUUCUUGAAGGUGGUCAGAAGGUUGUGUUCAAACCUAAAAGGUACAGCAGGUCUUAUGUGGUGGAAGGGGAACCAUACGCUGGUUAUGACAGACACAAUGCUGAAAUAUCUGCUUUUCAUCUGGAUCGGAUUUUAGGAUUGCGGCGUGCUCCAGUAGUUGUUGGGAGAUACGUAAGUCUAAAUACAGAGAUAAAACCAGUUGCAUCUGAGCAGCUUCUGAGCACCUUCCUUACAGUAGGGAACAAUAGUUGCUUCUAUGGAAAAUGCUACUACUGCAGGGAAUCUGAACCCGCAUGUGCAGAUGGGCAUAUAAUGGAAGGAUCUGUCACACUAUGGCUACCUGACAUCUGGCCGAUGCAAAAACACAGACAUCCGUGGGGCAGGACCUAUCGAGAAGGAAAACUAGCCAGGUGGGAAUAUGAUGAAAGUUACUGUGAUGCAGUAAAGAAGACCCCGCCAUAUGAUUCUGGUCCUCGGCUCCUAGAUAUAAUAGAUACUGCAGUUUUUGACUACUUGAUUGGUAAUGCAGAUCGACAUCACUAUGAAAGUUUUCAAGAUGAUGGUGGAGCGAGUAUGUUAAUUUUAUUGGACAAUGCAAAAAGCUUUGGGAAUCCAAGUUUAGAUGAAAGAAGCAUUUUAGCAUCUGUGUAUCAGUGUUGCAUUAUUAGAGUGUCUACCUGGAACAGGUUAAAUUACCUAAAGAAUGGAGUUCUCAGUGCAGCAAUGCGAACUGCCAUGUCACAUGAUCCUAUUAGCCCUAUUUUAACAGAUGCCCAUUUGGAGGCAAUGGAUCGACGGUUAAUGAGUGUCAUCACAACUAUCAAGCAGUGCAUUGAACAAUUUGGCACAGACACUGUGCUAGUGGAAGAUAGAAUGCAGUUAACUCACUUAAAAUAAGGUGCUUGAAAUGAAAACUGAGUAACACUAAUUUCCCUGCAUAUGUCAAACAAGCAAACAGGAGUAGCAGUGCACGCUAUGGUGUACAAACUCGAGGAAAUUGAAGAAAAUGAUUCUAUUCUCUUGGAGUUAUAAAUUGUUUGGUGAAGUAUGCUUAACCUGGGAUAGGUACUGGAAAAUCUUGGCUGGACUGAAUUCUACUGAUCCUGGAAGCACUGACAGAUCAGCGUAAGAGGAAGCAGUGAAACAUUUUCCUGAAGUUAUGCUUUACUUUGACCUUUAAUGCAAAUGUAAGCAUGUUCUUUGUGAUUUUAUCUUACAUCAAGAAAUACAGACCUGUUUUAAGUGUCUUAGAGAAAGUUGAUGAAUCUAUGCUGAAUUUGACAUAUCUCUUGCCUAUAAGGAGGGAAAGAAUAAUUUAAAUCUUUGUUCUUACACUGCCAAUAUUAUUGUCCAAUUAGAGAUGCUUUUUCUUAAUAACCCUGCUUGGGUUACAUUGGAUAUAUUUAAUGGACAGAUUACAAAUUCAGGUCUUGUCUCACUUUCUCUGUUGUAAAAAUUAAAAUGUUUCAAAAUUUGGCACAAGAGACAGAAUCUGAAUGGGAACAAUUUUAUCACAAACUACAGAACAUAUUUUCAUACUGUACUUACUUCAGAGUAUAUAAAGCUUUAUGGAACUCUUGGGUUCAAUUCUUCUUUUCUUGUAGAAGUCACGUUCAAUCAUUCUUAUUCUAUUUAAAAGUGUACUAUUGAACUUUAAACCAUAAUCUUUUACACCGUAACACUCUAGUAUUCAAUUCCAACAGUUUGAAUUUUGGUGCCCUAUGGAUAAUUCAAACUUACCUGAUGUUGCAGAUGGAUUUUGUUAGGUUUGACAAUCCCCUCUCUGUUGAGCCUAGUGGUUAUAUUGAGGAAGGAAGUUAUGCUUAGAACCACACAAUAUGGGACCAAUUGAACAGUCUGUGUCUUUUUGAGACUGAUCUCAUGGGAAGAGAUUCAAUUAAAAGAAAUUGUGAAUUUCUACACUUUUUAUUGUUUUGACUGCUUUCUUUAAAUUAUGUCAGGAUCCAUGUUAAAGGUAAGGUGUGUUUAAUUGUUGUCAGUUUAAAAAAAGAUAUUUGUGAUUCUUUAUACUGUGAAAAUGUUGAGCUGUUGGUUUACUGCGUACAGAUUUGUGUGUGCUAAGUUUAUAUGUGAAGUUCCCAAAAUCCAAUUGUGAAAGUUUCAGAGUUAAUGGUCAAUAAUAAUUCUCCUUUCCCUGAACAAGAUCCGCCAUCUUUUGGUUUGACGUUUACAAUAAUAGCUGCAAACCAGGAAGACUUGGUCUUUUUGGGAAUGGUACAAACUUUAAGAAGAUGAGGGAACUUUUGUGGUAAUAAUGUGAUUUAUAAAUAAUUAUUCAGAUAAUUUAUUUGGUAGGGGUAGCCGUGAGCUAUUGCCACAUGGGCAUUACAUAAUGCAACUAAUAUACUGUAAGUGGAAGGUUGUCCCUUAAUUUAGAAGAGAGAAUGAGUGCAGCUGGGAUUUAAAUUCUUUAAUAACCCAGCUGUUGAAAAUUGAUGGCUUGAUCAUCUCCAAUGCAAAUAAAAGGUCUAAUCCACCCGUAGGAUAAAGCCCUUCUAUUUUAGUAUAUAAAAAUAAAGCACAGCUUCAACAGAUGUUCAUUUUCAUUAAUACAUUAAAAAUUCUCAGGUCUAUGAAUAGCUAUCAGCAAGUAAUGGUUUUUGUCACUGAGUUUGUAUGAGUUACAUGCUGGAAUAUUCAUGUUCCCAACAGUUAAAAUAAUUCAUUUUUAAAAGAGUUCUUCUUUGUUUAGACAGAUCAAUUCCAUCUAUGGAAAGCAGACUGAUAUUCUUAUCGUAGUUAAACGCCUAUUUAACUUUUAAGGUGGCCACAUCACUUGCUCCUUUUCCCACUAGUUUUUGUCUUAUGACUCUCUCUAACGGUGCAAUACUACUGGAAGGUUCUUUUAACCAGUUGAUUUAUGGGGUUUUAGUUGUUUACACAGAAUCUAGUUUUCACCUACAAAGAAUUGACGUGUCCCUGAUUUUGUUCUAUAAUUCCAAUUUUCACUGCAGAGUUGGUGUUGCAGUUGAUAUUGUAACUCACCAUCCUGGCAGUGCCCACACUAAAUGCCAAAGUUGAAAAAGUAUGUUUUGCUAAUAUUUAACCAGAUUUUUUUGAUUAAUUAUAAUCUGUCCAAUAAAUAACUAUAGUUGAAAUGGAAUAUUGUAAUGUUUGUCUUUAUUCAUCAAUAAUAACUGAAAUCUUUGAUAUAGCAAAAAUUCUUAAAAUACAAGAAAAAAUAAUGGGAGGUGGAAUUUUCCUGCCCUGCAGGACCAUUCAUAUUUUAUGCUUUCCAGGAGCAUCUUGCAGAAUAAAACUUUUCUUUAUCUCAGCAACAUAGU
Messenger RNA from Mobula hypostoma (lesser devil ray), 3989 nucleotides. RefSeq names its product FAM20B glycosaminoglycan xylosylkinase (gene fam20b). Gene Ontology annotation, biological process: proteoglycan biosynthetic process. The transcript has 8 exons. Gene Ontology annotation, molecular function: phosphotransferase activity, alcohol group as acceptor. Gene Ontology annotation, cellular component: Golgi apparatus. The coding region runs from base 349 to 1581 and encodes 410 amino acids. The record is from RefSeq and is a predicted model, not a curated record. Lineage: Eukaryota; Metazoa; Chordata; Chondrichthyes; Myliobatiformes; Myliobatidae.